Carassius carassius (crucian carp) is the source of this 2062-nucleotide messenger RNA. RefSeq names its product CAP-Gly domain-containing linker protein 3-like. The record is from RefSeq and is a predicted model, not a curated record. Gene Ontology annotation, cellular component: cytoplasm; nucleus; microtubule plus-end. Gene Ontology annotation, biological process: cytoplasmic microtubule organization. The transcript is spliced from 14 exons. The coding region runs from base 166 to 1785 and encodes 539 amino acids. NCBI's taxonomy places the organism in Eukaryota, Metazoa, Chordata, Actinopteri, Cypriniformes, Cyprinidae. Gene Ontology annotation, molecular function: microtubule plus-end binding.
GGAGAGGAGAGUGGUCCAGCCGUGAGUCACGGCCGUGACGCAGACAGAGAGAAGGACAAGGCGCAGCAUCCUCUCCAUCCUCCAUAGCACAAGAACGACUGACAAAAGAGGGGGGAAGAAAUCGCGAUUUUGAGGCUUGUUAUCAGGCCCAAUCACAUAAACAGAAUGACUAAAGAGGAAACUUCUGAGGUGGAAGAGGCCCAGCCGGCCUCUGAGUUAAUCAGCCCUGUUCAUGAACCCCACAAGAAACCCAUGGUGCAUCCAUCUGCACAGGCUCCACUGCCCAAGGACUAUGCAUUUACCUUCUUUGAUCCAAAUGAUCCGGCCUGCUUGGAGAUUCUGACAGACCCUCGGACCACAAUCCCAGAAUUGUUCGCCAUUAUUCGCCAAUGGGUUCCACAAGUUCAACACAAGAUCGACAUCAUAGGCACUGAGAUUUUAAAGCGAGGCUGCCAUGUGAAUGACCGUGAUGGCCUGACGGAUAUGACUCUUCUCCACUACUGCUGCAAAGCAGGAGCUCACGGAGUGGGUGAUCCUGAGGCAGCGCUCCGGCUGUCCAAUCAGCUGCUUGCUCAGGGAGCUGAUGUGAGUUUGCGCAGUUGUUGGACCAACAUGAAUGCCUUACAUUAUGCAGCUUACUUCGAUGUACCAGAACUGAUUCGUGUUUUGCUCAAAGGCUCCAAGCCUAAAGUGCUUAACUCCACCUGCAGUGACUUUUAUCAUGGCACAGCCCUGCACAUCGCCGCCUCCAACCUCUGUCUCGGUGCUGUCAAGUGUCUACUGGAGCACGGAGCCAAUCCUACUGUUAGAAAUGAUAAGGGUCAAGAGCCUGCUGAGGUUGUCCCUGACCCCAUAGACAUGAGUCUGGAUAAAGCUGAGGCUGCCAUGGUGGCUAAAGAGCUGAAACAGUUGCUGCUGGACGCAGUGCCUCUCAGCUGUAACCUGCCCCGUGCCACCCUCCCAAACUAUGACAACAUCCCCGGCAACCUCAUGCUCUCCUCUCUGGGCCUCAAACUAGGGGACCGUGUGGUGCUGGAUGAAACAAAGACUGGCAACCUCCGUUUCUGUGGCACUACUGAGUUUGCUAGUGGGCAGUGGGUUGGUAUUGAGCUGGACGAGCCAGAGGGCAAGAAUGAUGGGAGUGUGGGUGGUAUCCGCUAUUUCAUCUGCCCCCCAAAACAAGGCAUCUUCGCCCCUGUGUCAAAAAUCAGCAAAGCUCUUGAGCAGACCCCCUCUUCAGUCACCUCCACCCCAAAAACCCCUCGCAUGGAUUUAUCUCGCGUAACCGGCAAGAUCAAAAAAGAAAAAAAAGAGAAAGAUCGUGAAAAGACUCCAAGAAAGAAGUCUCUGUCCGGGGUCAGUUUGGAUCCCGAUGGAGUCAAUGUUGAGGUUGGGGAUCAGGUGUUGGUGGCGGGCCAAAAGCAAGGGAUCGUCCGAUUUUUUGGCAAGACAGACUUUGCAUCCGGAUAUUGGUUUGGUGUGGAGUUGGAGCAGCCCACUGGAAAGCAUGAUGGCAGUGUAUUUGGAGUACGUUACUUCCACUGUUUGCCCAAAUAUGGGGUUUUUGCACCACCAUCCCGUGUUCAGAGAAUUGCAGGGCCCAAAGAUCCUCAGGGUGAUGGGACCCUACUGAAGAAAGUCCACCAGGUGACUAUGUCCCAGCCGAAGCGUAAUUUUAAUGCGAUGCGAUCUCCGAAAGACAUAACAUCUGAAAGUUCCAUAUCCAGCAGGUUGCUCUUCUGUUGCUGGUUUCCUUGGAUGCUGCGUGCAGAGAUGCAGACAUAAAUCCACUGGUUACAUCUUUAAUUAUAUCUCCCUCCUCUUUCUGUUCCUCCUCAAGAUAAAUUCUCACUCACUCUGUGUACUACCAAUAUUCAUAUGUGCUUCUCUUUGUGAACUACCCAGGCUGCUGUCCUGCCCCUUUGACAGCAAUUCAAUAGCAAAGAAAAUAGUGCCUUGUCAAGUAACUAACGUCCUGCAUUCCGAUGAUUGAAUUAUAGAUGAACAAUCUUUUAUGAAAUCAAAAUCAUUCCUACUAAAAGCCAUUCAUAUCUCUCUUUCA